AAAAAAAACGCCAACAUCACUCGUACCCUUAUAAAUGUAGAUUCUCAAUAAUACCCUUUAAUUAUUUAUAUAAUUAUAAUAUAUAAAAAUAAAUAAAUAGAGAUCUACUUUUCCGUUUUCUCUCUCUUCAUUGCCGUUGUUUCCCGCCUGGCUUCGACAUCGCGUUCUCUCUCUUCAAUUUCUCUCAUUCUCUCUCUCCUUCUCUCUGUUCGAGCUUCUCUUCUCCAGCGCAUUUUUGUGGGCAAAUUUACUGUAAAAGCAACUGAAAUCUCCAAGAAUCUCAUCCAACAAGCGUAGAUCUCGUUAAUAGGCAUAAUGGAUGCAUGUGAUGAAAAAAUGACGAUUAUUUAUUAUAAGUCUAGUGGCAAGUGGACAAUAAAUGCGAGUGGGGAUUAUGAAUGGGAAGGAAAAGUUAAAGAUGCCAAGGGCGUGAUAUUCCUUUUUCCUCCGACAGAUUUGACAUACAAACAUCUUGUUGAUGAGUUAUAUUCUGAUAUGAAGGUGGACAAAGAUAAAGCAAAUAUCCAGUUAAGUUAUCUACCGAUUAUAAAAGGAAACAGUGAGCCGAUAUACAUAUCGAAUGACAAGCAAGUGUUUAUUUAUCUCAUGGACAAAAUAAACGGAGGAAGAAGCAUGCUUCACGUGGAGAUUGAAACAGUAAAUUUGAGAAGACAAUGUGGACAAGAAUUUGUUGUGCAAUACAUUCCGGAUUCCGUUAGUGGUGUUGGUAUUGGUGUUGGACCAUAUGGGGCUGUGCUUUAUGCAGGUUAUAAUAACAAUAUGAUUCAGAGUCCUGAUUUCAAGAGUAAAGGUGCAAGUAAUACGAUACAACUUAUAGAUGAUUCGGAUGAUGAGCAUAUUAUUGUUCGAGGAGAAGAUGAAAUGAAUGAAGAACAUGCAAAUAUUUUAAAAGAGGGACAUGCAAUUGAUAUGGCAUGUGGAACCAACAAAGUUGACUGUGGUGACGAAGAUGGUGAUGGUGAGAAUAAGUUGGCUAUGGUAGCUGUGGAGGACACAUCGUUUUCUCUUUCAGUAUUCAAUUUUACGGAUGGAUUGAAUAUAAGUAUUGGUUAUGAGUUUGAUAGUAAGGAAGCAGCUCAGGAAUAUGUACGGAAAGGCGCAGUUAAGGCUUGUUUCGGUUAUGCUACAGUGAAAUCUGACAAGAAGUUGUGGGAAUUAAGAUGCAAGUUUUAUAAAUCGGGCUGUGCUUGGAAGUUACGCAUCGCAGCGAUUCAGAAUUCCGCGCGUUUUAAAUAG
Messenger RNA from Tarenaya hassleriana, 1257 nucleotides. RefSeq lists its product as uncharacterized. The record is from RefSeq and is a predicted model, not a curated record. Bases 316 to 1257 code for a protein of 313 amino acids. The transcript has 2 exons. Lineage: Eukaryota; Viridiplantae; Streptophyta; Magnoliopsida; Brassicales; Cleomaceae.